GGAGGCGAGUGGCCGGCCGGGAGGCGGCACUUGGUGCGGUGCGAGUGGCGGUGCCGGGUCGGUGCAGGACGCUGAGCGGGCCGUUCGCGAUUCGGUCUCGGCUGGAGAUCUCUGGAGCCUACCACCCACCAAGUGGACCAACACUUCCAGCAGCAGUCGUCUGGGCAACAGCGAACCAUGCCGGUCGGCGGUGGAGCGUCUCCGCCUGUUUUCGAACAGAUCUUCCAAAAUGCCCGCUUCGCUCAGGGCGGCAACGCUCUGUUCGAGGGCAAGGUGCGCGGUAACCCAAAGCCCAACAUAUCAUGGACACGCCAGGGUCGCCCCAUUCAAGCGUCCUUCAAGUACCAGCUGAAACACAACCAGCUGACGGGUGACGUCAGCCUGCUGAUCAACCGCAUCGGGCCGGGCGACGAGGGCGAGUACACCUGCAUGGCCACCAACCAGUACGGCGAGGCCGUCUGCACCGUCUACAUCCAGCCGGAGGCGGCAUUCCUGCAGCAGCAGCAGCAGCAGGGACAGGUGCAGCAGCAGCAGGGACAGGUGCAGCUGCAGCAGCAGGGACAGCUGCAGCGGCAGCUGCCGGGUGGCCAGCACCGCAUGAUGGGCCAGCAGCACAGCAUGCAGAUGCGCCAGGAAACCACCUCGAUGACGGACGCCUCGGGGCACACCACCACCACCACCAAGACGGACCGCCAGUACAAAACCACGCCGUUCGGAGCUGUGGAGGAGUUCCGCGUGGACACGUUCGAGUACCGUCUGAUCCGCGAGUCGGAGUUCCGCGAGGCGCUGACCCGGCGCGACCGCGGCGAGACGGACGUGGUGACGCAGACCGAGGUCCGCCGGCCCGGCCCCGUCAGCCCGCCGCAGCUGCAGGCCAAGCCGCGCGCCAGCAAGGUCACAGAGGGCGGCGACGCGACCUUCGUGGCGCGCCUGGUCGGCAACCCGGCGCCCAAGAUCACCUGGUUCAAGAACGGCGCGCGCGUGCGGCCGAGCCCGCGCGCCGCCAUCUCGCAGCAGGACUCGGUGGUGACGCUGGCGCUGAAGGACGUGAAGCCGCAGGAUACGGGUCAUUACACCAUGCUGGCUGAGAACACGGCCGGCUGCGUCGUCAGCUCCGCCUACCUGGCCGUGGAGCCCGCCACGCCCUCUGCCACUACCCAGCAGCAGCAGAUGCUGCAGCGUGCGGACCGUACGGUCACACAAGUGGAGGAGGUUGGUGAGGGCAAAGCGCUGGCACCCAGCUUCCUCAAGGUCCCCUCAGACACAGAGGUCCAGGAGGGCAAGAUGGUCCGCCUGGAGUGUCGCACUGGUGGAAAGCCAGCGCCGGAUGUGCUGUGGUACAUCAACGGUAUGCCGCUGGCCAACGACGCCACGCACAAGAUGCUGGUGAACGAGGCGGGCAACCACGCGCUGAUGAUCACCAGCGCCAGCCAGCGCGACUCGGGCGUCCUCACCUGCGUGGCCAAGAACAAGUCCGGCGAGACCAGCCACCAGAUCAACCUGAACGUGCUGGAGAAGGAGCAGGUGAUCGCGCCCAAGUUCGUGGAGCGCUUCCAGACGGUGCACGUGCGGCCCGGCGAAGCGGUGUCGCUCAGCUGUCGCGCGGUGGGCGCGCCUACUCCGCGCAUCACCUGGCAGAAGGACGGCCAGCCGCUGCAGCCGUCCCCCAACGUGCAUAUCAUCACCGACGGCGGCGCCUCCAUGAUCGACAUCCCCUGCGUGCGGCCCGAGGACAGCGCCUGGUACCAGUGCACGGCGCAGAACGCCGCUGGCAGCACGGCCACGCGCGCCAAGCUCUACGUCGACGUGGGACCGCCGCCUCCGCCCAGCGAACCCUGGAGACUCCAUCUGCCUAAGCCGACCAAGGUGAUCCCCCCGGAGGCGCCCAACGAGCCGGAGAUCAUCCACCUGAAGCACGUGGAGCGGUCGCGGCCGAAGCCGCAGCGGCCGGACGAGGAGCAGCCGGUGCAGCCGCCCCAGUUCACCCACCCGCUGCGGGACACGCGCGUCAACGAGGGCGACCGCAUCCUGCUGGAGGCCAAGGUGGUGCCGCUCGGCGACCCCACCAUGCGGAUCGAGUGGUACAUCGACGGCCAGCCGCUCUCGGCCAGCUCCCGCGCCACGCUGACGCACAAGUUUGGCUACGUCUCGCUGAGCCUGCUGACGGUGAUCCAGCAGGACACCGGCGUGUACACGUGCCGCGCCGUCAACCAGGCGGGCGCCGCCGACUGCUCCUGCACCGUCACCAUCGGCCCUCGUGCCACGAUCGAGACAGCGCCGCAACAUCCGGAGAGCCUUGAGCAGAUCCAGAUGCUGGAGGACGCCUCCCGCUUCAUGCGCACCAUCUCGACCGAGGAGAAGAUGGUGAAGCCGCACUUCGUGCGCGAGCUCCGCGACGUGCUGGGCGCCAACGAGAACGGUCUCGCCCAUUUCGAGGCCCAAGUGGAGCCUGUCUCGGACUCGCACAUGAGGAUAGAGUGGUUCAAGGACGGCAAGCCCAUCACGGCUAGCUCUCGUAUUUCCAACAUCAACAACUUUGGUCACGUGGCGCUACAUAUCAGCCAGCUGCGGCCCGAGGACUCUGGCGUCUACACGGUCCGCGCCUCCAACAAGGUGGGCGAGGCGUUCAGCCAGGCGCAGCUGGUGGUGAACGUGCAGGCGGCCGUCACCGGCGACCUCGGCAUCCCCGAGCAGCAGCAGUACAUCCAGUCGGUCGAGCAGCUGGAGUCCUACAAACAGGCCAUCCAGAAGCAGGUGACGGCCGACCUCGCCGACACCAAGACAGUGCCGCGCUUCACACAGCCGAUCAGGGACGCGCCGACCGUGCCCGAGAACGGCACGGCCCACUUCGAGGGGCGCCUCGAGCCCACCGGCGACUCGACGCUGCGCGUUGAUUGGCUGAAGGACGGCAAGCCGCUCGAGGCCAGCUCGCGGAUGACGACCUUCUUCAACUUCGGCUACGUCAGCCUGACCAUCAAGCAGGUGACGGUGUUCGACACGGGCGUGUACACCUGCGUGGCGCGCAACGUGGCGGGCCAGGCGCAGUGCCAGGCCACGCUGCAGUGCAUCGGCAGGAAGGACGUCGUCACCGACAGCCAGGUGGAGAGCCUGCAGCAGUUCCAGUACCUGGAGGACGCCAGUCGUCACCAGCGGCUGGUUGAGGAAGAUGUGACGGUCACCAAGAUGCCUCCCAAAUUCCUCGGACCACUGAAGGGAACAAACGUCAUCAAGGAGGGACAGCGGGCUCACUUCGAGGGUCGUGUGGAACCGCAGAACGAUGCCACCAUGAAGACUGAGUGGCUCCUGAACGGCAAGCCUCUGGCGCCGGCCAGCCGCAUCCAGACAGUACUCGACUUUGGCUACGUGGCGCUCGACAUCGCCGGCGCCAAGCCAGAGGACGCGGGCACCUACACUCUGGUGGCCAAGAACCCCCUGGGGGAGGUGCGCGCCCAGACCCAGAUGAAGGUCGAAGUGCGCCAGGCCGUCGACACCACGUCUAUGCACCGCGGAGUGGUAGAGAAGACGGACCGCAUGGAGAAGGCCAAGUUCCAGGAGCCGCAGUACGACGUGCCCGAUUACUGCAAAUCCAAGCCCGUCUUCGUUGAGCCGCUCAAGAACCCGGCGCCGCAGCCGGAGGGGCGCGGCGUGCACCUGGAGUGCCGCCUGGAGCCCGUCAACGACCCCACCAUGAAGGUGGAGUGGUUCCAGAACGGCCGCCCCAUCACCAUCGGCUCCCGCUUCCGCACGUACGCCGACUUCGGCUUCGUGGCGCUGGACGUGCUGGACCUGACCAAGGCCGACGAGGGCGAGUACACGUGCCGCGCCACCAACAAGCUCGGCUCGGCGCACACGUCGGCGCUGGUGCACGUGGUGCCACACGCCGACGUCGACACCGACACGCAGCACGAGGGCGCGCUCGACCAGAUCCAGUACCUGGAGGACUCGGCCAAGCAGACGCGCCGCGUCGAGGAGGACACGACCAUCAACCAGAUGCCGAACUUCACCAAGCCGCUGAGGAACGUGGAGACGCUCGAGGGCACCAACGUGCACCUCGAGUGUCGGCUGCAGCCGGUCGGUGACAACAGCAUGAAGGUCGAGUGGUUCGUCAACGAUCAGCCGCUGAAGACCGGCCACCGGUUCCGGCCGGCGUACGAGUUCGACUACGUGGCGCUGGACCUGCUCAGCGUGUACCCGGCCGACUCGGGCCUGUACACGUGCCGGGCCACCAACCGACUGGGCCAGGCCGUCACCUCGGCCGCCAUCCGCGUCAUCGCUAAGAAGGACCUGUACACGGAGCACCCGUCGUCGCUGGAGCAGAUCCAGUUCAUCGAGGACACGUCCCGGUACCAGCGCAAGGAGUGGGCCGAUGAGAUGGUGCAGAUCAAGCCCAAGUUCGUCUCCCAGCUGAAGCACCAGGAGCACCUGAAGGAGGGUCAGACGGCCCACUUCGAGGCCAAGGUGGAGCCGGUGACGGACGUCAACCUGCGCGUUGAGUGGCUCAAGGACGGCAAACCCAUCACAGUCGGCCACCGUCACCGUCCGCUGCACGACUUCGGGUACGUGGCUCUCGACAUCGUCGGCACGAUCCCCGAGGACGAGGGCAUCUACACCUGCCGCGCCACCAACGGACUCGGCUACGACGAGACCUCGGCCAUACUCAAGUGUGCCAGCGCGCAGAAGGUGGUGACGGCCACCCAGCACGAGUCGGGUCUGCAGCAGCUGCAGUUCCUGGAGGACAAAUCCAAGUACAGCCGCGCCGAGAUUGUGGAAGAGGUGACCUCGCAGGCGCCCGUCUUCACCACCUCACCGACGAACGUCACCGUGAAGGAGGGCCAGCGUGCCCACUUCGAGUCCCGCCUCAUCCCCGUCUCCGACCACACCAUGAAGGUCCAGUGGUUCCACAACGGGAAGCCAGUCAAGGCCGGCUCCAGGUUUGUUGAGACGAACAGCUUUGGGUUCGUGGCCUUGGACAUUAUGCACGCGUAUCCGGAGGAUCAGGGCACGUACACGUGCAAGGCCACCAACGCCCUGGGCGAGGCCGUCACUCAGGCCAACCUCACCUGCGUGUCCAAGAGCGCCAUUGACCAGGGCACGCUGCACGAGGAGGCGCUGGCCAAGCUACGCCACCUGGAGCAGAAGCCACAGACGACGCGACCGCAGGAGGAGGCCACCACCCAGGCGCCCGUCUUCACCCAGCCCAUCAAGGACGUGCGCGUGGCCGAGGGACAGCCGCUGCACUUCGAGGCGCGCCUGAUCCCGGUCGGCGACGCCAAGCUCAAGGUCGAGUGGUUCAAGAACGGCGUGCCCCUGCAGCAAGCCAAUCGCAUCACCACUAUGAACGACUUCGGUUUCGUGGCGCUGGACAUGAAGUACUCUCAGGAGGACGACAGCGGCACUUACACGUGCCGCGCCACAAACGAGCUGGGACAGGCGGCCACCUCGGCCACCUGCGUCGUCCAGUCCAAGGAGUCGCUGCUGCUCGACACGCAGCACGAGGGGGCAUUGCAGAAGCUGCGACAGCUCGAGGACAAGACGGUCACCAGGCCGGAGGUCCAGGAGGCCGUCGUCAAGGAGAAGCCGCGGUUCGUCACGGAGCUGACAGGCCCCACCAACCUGGUGGAGGGCCAGUCGGCCCACAUGGAAGCGCGCAUCGAGCCGUACCCGGACACCAACAUGAAGGUCGACUGGUUCCACAACGGAAAGCCCUUGGCAAGCGGUCACCGUUACCGCACCAUCAACGACUUCGGCUUCGUGUCGCUGGACAUACUGUCCGCCUACCCGGAGGACUCGGGCGUGUACACGGUGCAGGCGACCAACCAGCUGGGCAAGGCCACGUCCCAGCUGAACAUCGCCGUUCAGCCGCGCGCCGCCCUGAUCCAGGAGAGCCAGCACCCGGCCGCCAUGCAGAAGAUCUCCCACCUGGAGGCGGGCAAGCCGCGCCCGCAGGAGGAGCGGCCGGCGCCGCACGAGAAGCCCGUGUUCGGCCGCCCACUGAAGAACGCCCGGCUGGUGGAGGGUCAGAACACCCACCUCGAGGCCACGCUCACGCCCGUCAACGACGCCACCAUGAAGGUCGAGUGGUUCUACAACGGCCGCCCCAUCCCGCAGGGUCACCGCUUCAAGACUUCCUAUGACUUCGGGUUCGUGGCCCUGGACCUGCUAUACUCCUACCCGGAGGACUCCGGCACGUACAUGUGCAAGGCCACCAACGUCGCCGGCGAGGCCGUCACCACCUGCAACGUCGAGAUCGAAGGUCAGCAAGGUCUCUACCUGGACACGCUGGAUGCUGCGCGUCUGGAGAAGAUCCGCACGCUGGAGACCAGCGCGCCGGCGCGCAAGGAGGAGCCCCAGCCUGUCGGCCAGAAGCCCGUCUUCGUCACCCCGCUCAACAACCUGGAGAACCUGCGGGAGGGUGAGCACGCCCACCUGGAAUGCCGCCUCGAGCCGGUCAACGACGCCAAGCUCAAGGUCGAGUGGUUCCACAACGGCCGCGAGAUCAAGACCGGACACAGAUUCCGGACCACGCACGACUUCGGCUACGUGGCGCUGGACAUUCUGUACGGCUACCCCGAGGACACCGGCACCUACAUGUGCAAGGCCACCAACGAGCUGGGCGAGGCGGUCAACACGUGCACCAUCAAGGUCGGAGAGCGCCGCUCCAUCUACCUGGACACGCAGCACCCGGAGGGCCUGCAGAAGAUCCGUGACCUGGAGAGCCGGCAGCCGGAGCGGCCUGUCGAGGUGGAGGCGCCGCAGGAGAAGCCACGCUUCGUGCAGGAGCUGCGGGGGCCGACCCAGCUGGCCGAGAGGGGCGCGGCUCACAUCGAGGGCCGCAUCGAGCCCAUCCACGACGCCAACCUGCGCGUCGAGUUCUACCACAAUGGCAAGCCGCUGCAGUCGGCCUCCCGCUUCCACACUACCUUCGACUUCGGCUACGUGUCGCUGGACAUCAAGGACCUGGUGCCGGAGGACACGGGACACUACACCUGCAAGGCCAUCAACAAGAUGGGAGAGGCCACCUCCAGUCUGGACAUUCAGGUUCUCGGCAAGGACAACAUCAUCCUGGCGUCUCAGCGUCCGGAGGGUCUGGAGAAGAUCCGCCAGCUGGAGCAGAAGGCGCCCGUCACGCGGCCCGAGGAGGCCGUCACCUACCAGAAGCCCAUGUUCACGCAGCCGCUGCAGAGCGUCGACAAGAACGAGGGUCAGGCUGUCCACCUGGAGGCGCGCCUCAUCCCCGUCGGAGACCCCAAGCUCAAGGUGGACUGGUUCAGGAACGAGCUGCCGCUCCAGUACGGCUCUCGCUUCAAGCCGACGCACGACUUCGGUUACGUGGCGCUGGACAUUGCCGGCCUGCGGCCCGAGGACGAAGGCGUCUACUCGUGCCGCGCCACCAACGACCUGGGCGAGGCCGUCACCACCGCCUCCGUCCGCAUCAAAUCCGAGGCCAGCAUCAUCCUGGACACGCAGCACCCGGCCUCGAUGCCGGCGCUCCAGGCCCUGGAGCAGAAGGCGCCCGAAGAGCGUCCCGAGACCGUGCAGCACUUCGAGAAGCCUGUGUUCACCAUGCCGCUGACGGGGCCUGCCGACAUCAUCGAGGCCCAGAACGCCCACUUCGAGGCCCGCUGCCUGCCCGUCGGAGACCCCAACCUCAAGUUCGAGUGGUUCUGCAACGGCAAGGAGCUCAAGCUAGGGUCCCGCAUCAAGGAGACGCACGACUUCGGCUUCAUCACGCUGGACAUCAUGUCGGUGGUGCCGGAGGACGCCGGCGUGUACAUGUGCCGUGCCGUCAACAAGGCCGGCGAGGCGGUCACCUCCACCUCCAUCCACGUGCACGACCGGAGCAGCAUCCUGGGCGACGCCAUCCACGCGUCCGCCUGGGACAAGAUCCAGCUGAAGGAGGCCGAGAUGAACCGGGUGCCGGAGAUGUACGCCGAGGAGCGGCCGCAGCAGGCGCCCGUCUUCACCACCCACCUGCAGAGCUACGACCGGCUCACCGAGCAGCAGAGCGUCCACCUGGAGGCCACCGUCGAGCCCAAGACCGACCCCAACCUGCGCGUCGAGUGGAGCAAGAACGGCGUGCCGCUCAUGACUGGCACGCGCCUGCGCACUGCGUUCGACUUCGGCCUGGUGACACUGGACAUCAUGAGCCUGCGCGGCGAGGACUCCGGCAUCUACACCUGCCGCGCCGUCAACCUGAUGGGCGAGGCCGUCUCCACUUGCACGCUCAAGGUCGAAGACAAGCACUGGUUGCUGGGCCAGUCGCAGCGACCGGAGGCGCUGCCAGCCAUCGCUGAGCUGGAGCUGGGCAAGGCUCCCACCGACCGGGAGGCGCCGGAGCCCGCCUUUGAGAUGCCCGUCAUCAUCUCGCACCUCAACAACGUGGAGUGCAACGAGAACGACAAGGCCCACUUCGAGUGCAAGGUCGAGCCGGCCAAGGAUCCGACGAUGAAGAUCGAUUGGUUCUGGAACGGUCAACCGAUGAAGACCGGCUCCCGGUACACCACCAACUACGACUUCGGCUUCGUCACGCUCGACAUCGCCGGCACGCAGGGCGACGACUCGGGUCUGCUUGUCUGCAAGGCCACCAACAAGAAGGGCUCAGCCCAGACGUCCGGCACGCUCAAAGUCAAGAGCAAGGCCGACAUCUACCUGGACACGGUGCACCCGAUGGGCCCGCGCGGUCUCGAGAAGGUCGAGGAGGUGGACGCCGCCCAGGCCAGCAAGAUGGCGCCGGUGGAGGGCGCACCAGAGAAGCCCUUCCCCAAGCCGUGGUUCAUCGUGCCGCUCAAGCCCGAGUUUGAGCUGGGAGAGGCGGAGCCGCUGCACCUGCAGUGCAACGUCGAGCCCAAGGAGGACCCCAAGCUCAACGUCGAGUGGUUCUUCAACGGCAAGCCGCUGUCACACGCCACCCGAUUCAAGAUGUCCAACGACUUCGGGUUUGUGCAGCUGGACCUGACGGACGUGUACCCGCGCGACCAGGGCAUCUACACCUGCCGCGCCUUCAACCGGGCCGGCGAGGCCUUCACCACCACCACCGUCACCUGCAAGGGCAAGACCGGUCUGAUCGACUGGACUCAGCACCCUAAGGGUGAGAUGGGUCUGGAGGCCAUCCAGGAGAUGGAGGAGGCCCGCAAGCGCGGCGAGGGACCGCCGCUGACCGAUGAGGAGGGCCACCCGCCCGUCUUCACUUCUCAGUUCCAGAACCUGUCCAAUCUCAGCGAGGGCGAUAACGCCCACUUCGAGGCCACCCUGACGCCGGUGGGCGACCAGACCAUGAAGGUCGAGUGGUUCUACAACGGCAAGCCACUGGAAGCCAGCCACCGCAUUCGCACGGUGCACGCGUUCGCCAUGGUCGUGCUGGAGAUCCUGGGCACCAAGAUUCCCGACUCGGGCGUGUACACGUGCCGCGCCACCAACAAGUGGGGCAAGGCCGAGAUCAGCGUGACGCUGGAGUGUGUGGACAAGGACAGCGGCCAGAAGCCGCGCUUCAUCACGCCCAUCAAGGACGUGACCGGCCUGAAGGGCGGCGACUCGGCGCACUUCGAGUGCACGCUGGUGCCGGUCGGCGACCCGGCCAUGAAGGUCGAGUGGUUCCACAACAAGCAGCCGCUGCGCCACUCCUCCCGCAUCAAGUGCGUCUCCGACUUCGGCUACGUCGUCAUGGACCUGGCCUACCUGCAGAGCGAGGACUCCGGCGAGUACACGUGCCGCGCCACCAACAAGUACGGCUCCGACAGCACGACGGCCACGCUGAGCUGCGUGGGCCGCGGCGGCGUGCUGCUCGACUCGCUGCAGCCGCAGUCGCUGCAGCGCAUCAGCGAGCUGGAGAUGGGCCCCGAGAAGCCUGGCGCGCCGGCCGGCCCCGUCCUCGAGGCGCCCAAGUUCACGCAGCACAUCACCGAUAUCAGCGGCAUGGUGGAGGGCCACUCGGCCCACUUCGAGGGCCGGCUCACGCCCGUGCACGACCCCGAUCUGACGGUCGAGUGGUUCAGGAACGGCGUCAAGCUGCCGACCGGUCACCGCUUCCGGACCUUCCACGACUUCGGCAUCGUCAUCCUGGACAUCCUGUACUGCUACGAGGAGGACUCUGGCGUGUACGAGUGCCGGGCCGUGAACAAGGUCGGCUCGGACGUGACCAAGGCCACCCUGCGCUGCGGCUCCAAGGCCAACCUCAUUCUCACGCCGCAGAUGCCCAAGGAGAUGAGCGGUGCUCUGGACAAGAUCCAGGACCUGGAGGACGCCUCCCGCCGGCUCAAGCAGCCCUUGGACCAGGACAAGCCGAAGGUGGCGCCUCGCUUCGUCGUGCCCUUCAACAACGUGGAUGACCUGCGCGAGGGAGAGAACGCCCACUUCGAGGCCAGGCUGACGCCGACAGACGACACCACCCUCAAGACUGAGUGGUACCACAACGGCAAGCCCCUGAAGGCCUCCAGCCGCUUCCGCACGCUCUGCGACUUCGGCUUCGUCAUCCUGGAGAUUUCUCCGGUGUACCCGGAGGACAGCGGCGACUACACCUGCCGCGCCUAUAAUGCCGCCGGCGAGGCUACCAGCUCCGCCAACCUGAAGUGCACUAGCAAACGGAACAUCGUGCUGGAGUCUCAGCUGCCCAAGGGCAUGGAGAAGACCAUGGAGAAGAUCGCAGAACUGGAGGGCCUCGGUGUCAAGCCCGUGCAGCCCACCGAGCCAGAGGAGGGCGCGGCGCCCAAGUUCCUGACGCAGCCGGGCGACCUCAGCCUGGUGGAGAACCAGUCGGCGCACUUCGAGUGCCGCCUGACGCCCACGGCCGACCCGACCAUGCGCGUCGAGUGGUACCACAACGGCAAGCCGCUCUCCUCCGGCUCCCGCAUCCGCAGCAUCAACGACUUCGGGUACGUCAUCCUGGAGAUCGGCGGCAUCUACCAGCGCGAUGCCGGCCUCUACACCUGCAAGGCCGUCAACAAGCACGGAGAGGCCACCGUCUCAUGCACCCUUACCGUCAAGGGCCGGCAGGGUGUGGUGCUGGAGCCGCAGAUGCCGCACGACAUGUCCGGCAUCCGUCAGCUGGAGGAGUCGCUGCACAAGGCCGAGCCGGCGCCCGAGCAGGAGGAGAAGCCCAACCCGCCGCGCUUCGUCACCGAGCUGCAGAACCAGGACCAGCUGUACGAGGGCCAGCCGGCGCACUUCGACUGCCGUGUCGAGCCCGUCGGCGACCCCAGCAUGCGCAUCGAGUGGUUCUUCAACGGCCGCCCCAUCGACACUGGAUCCAGGGUGCACAUGUUGGAUGACUUCGGGUUCAUCGUGCUCGACUUGGACUGGACGUUCCCGAGGGACUCUGGGGAGUACGUGUGCCGCGCCACCAAUAAGUGGGGCACCGCGUCUACCAAGGCCACCCUCAUCUGCAAAGCCAAGCGGGACGUGCUGCUGGAAUCGCAGCUGCCCCAGGGCAUGUCGGGUGACAAGCUGCGCGCGCUGGAGGAGGGCCCCCAGCUGGGAGAGCCGCAGGCGCCGCAGCCGGAGGCUGAGCCGCCCAGGUUCAUCAAGGAGAUCGAAAACGUCGACAUCGGCGAGGGCGAGACAGCCUUCUUCGACGCCAAGAUUGAGCCCAAGACGGACCCGAACCUGCGCGUCGAGUGGUACCGCAACGGCGUGCUGGUCCAGACCGGCCACAGGUUCCGGACGACGUUCGACUUCGGGUACGCGUCGCUGCAGAUCCUGGGCGUGUACCCGGAGGACGGCGGCGAGUACACGUGUCGCGCUGUCAACCGGGCCGGCCAGGCCACCUGCAAGAGCGCGCUCACCUGCCGAGCCAUCUCGUCGGUGAUCAUGCUGACCCAGGUGCCGAAGGGCAUGAAGAAGUCGGACUACCUGAUGCAGAUGGAGGCGGCGCUGAAGCAGUACACCUCCGACAUCCAGCUGACUGAGGAUGAUAUCUACGACGCCGACCGGAAGCAGCCACCCAGGUUCGUGACGCAGAUUCAGGACCAGCUGGAGCUGACGGAGAUGGAGGAGACCAAGUUCGAGUGCCAGCUGGCGCCGGUGGGAGACCCGAACAUGAAGGUCGAGUGGUUCUUCAACGGCCGGCCGCUGCCCCACAAGAACCGUUUCACGCCCAUCUACGACUUCGGCUACGUGGCGAUGAACUUCGGCUGGGUGUACCCGGAGGACUCUGGCGAGUACGUGUGCCGCGCCACCAACCUGUACGGCAUGGACGAGACGCGCGCCGUCAUCAAGACCAAGGGCAAGCCGGGCAUCGUGUACGAGUCGCAGCUGCCGGCCGGCAUGCAGUCGAUGAAGCGGAUCCAGGAGAUGGAGUCGCAGUGGAACCGGGCCCCGGACAGGGCCGUGGACGAGGAGAAGCCGAAUGAGGCGCCCGUGUUCGUCACCAAGCCCGAGUCUGUGUCGGUGAAGGAGGGCGACUGGUCGCGCUUCUGCUGCCGUCUCACCGGCCACCCGCGUCCGCGCGUCAUGUGGCUCAUCAACGGGCACACCAUCGUCAACGGCACGCGCUACAAGCUGACCUACGACGGCAUGUGGCGACUGGACAUCCCCAAGACGCGCCAGUACGACAACGGCAAGAUCGAGGUGAUCGCGCGCAACGCCGCCGGCGAGGCCUACUGCGCCUGCGAGCUGAACGUGACGGCCAAGCAGGACGACUACCGCGCCAUGCUCAAGAACUCGCCCAAACCCUGGUACGACUACGACCUGAAGCAGUACCAGAAGGAGCGUCAGGACGGCGAGCUGGAGCGGAUAUUCGAGGAGAAGGUGCGGCCCGGCAUCACGGUGCUGCACCAGGGUGAGCACCAGAAGGUGGUGGAGCAGCCCGAGACCGAGUGGCAGCGCAUGGCCAAGGCCAAGAAGGGCGCCGACUACUACAGCAGCUACAAACAGCUGGAGGAGGACCAGCUGAUGAAGGAGUCCAAGAUCCGCGAGUCGGGUCACCAGUUCGCCGUCCCGGGAGAGAAGAUCAAACACAGCUCCGUCGCCAAGGGCAUGGCUGCCAGCUACAUGCAGAAGCUCACGGAUGCCGACCAGAAGCCGCAGGCUCAGCCGCCGCCGCGCCGGCAGUUCAUGCCCGGCCCGGCCGAGUCCACUGUGCAGGGCAAGGAGAUCCACACGAACAUUCAGAAGCAGCAGCAGAAGGAGGUGCGCGGCGAUCUGGAGAUCCAGCGCAAGAUCACCGCCAAGGAGACGUCGGAAGUGGAGCACAAGGCUCAGAUGCAGGACCGAGUCGUCAAGGGAAAAGUGGAGCCGUCCAAGCCGCCGUUCUUCACGCGCAAGAUGCAGCCGUGCCGCGUGUUCGAUAAGGAGGGCGCCAAGUUCGAGGUGGAGUUCAGCGGCGACCCUGCGCCGGAGAUCGAAUGGUUCCGCGAGGACUUCCUGAUCCAGAGCAGCUCCGACUUCAAGAUCACCACCACACAGAAGCGCUCUAUCCUGCAAAUCCGCGAGGUCUUCAGCGAGGACUCGGGCCAGUUCUCCUGCAUCGCCUCCAACCGCGGUGGCAAGGCCAAGUGCUCGGCCAACCUGGUGGUGGAGGAGCGCAAGCAGGCGCGCGGCGCGGCGGCGCCGCCCAACUUCGUGCAGACCAUCCAGGACACGACGGUGAAGGCCGGCAAACUGGCCCGCUUCGACGCCAAGCUGGCCGGCACCAAGCCCAUGGAUGUGUACUGGCUCAAGAACGGCCACAAGGUGGCCGCCGACAUGAAGCACAAGAUCCUGGAGGAGCAGGAGGUGUUCACGCUGCUCAUCCUGGAGCCGACCGUCGAGGACUCGGGCUCCUACGAAUGCGUCUCGAUCAACAGCUCGGGCGAGGCUCGCUGUCAGGGCCAGCUCGUGGUGGAGAGCCCGCCGCCGGCGCCGAAGCCCAAGCCGAAGCCGCAGCCGGAGCAGAAGGACGUGGCGCCCAAGAUCUCGGAGCCGAUGAAGGGCCUUAUCGUGACGGAGGGACAGCCGGCCAUGUUCCGGUGUCGGUUCAGCGGACAUCCCGCACCGACCGCCCAGUGGCAGAAGGACGAGAAGCCCAUCAAGCCGUCCAAGUACUUCAAGAUGGAGCAGGAAGGCGACGCGUUCGUGCUGAGGAUAUCAGAGUGCUUCCCCGAGGAUGAGGGCACGUACUACUGCGUGGCCACCAACUCGGCCGGCAAGUCCACCAUGAAGGCGCCGCUCAAGGUCCAAGCUCCGAAGCAGGACGAGGCGCCGACCGUGGUCGGCUUGAAGGACGUCACCUGUGACGAGGGUGAGGCGGCCCGCUUCUCGGCCAAGAUCACCGGCAAGCCGACCCCCACUGUCAGCUGGCUGCGCGAGGACACGCUCAUUCCGCAGAGCAGGGACUUCAAGAUGACCAUCAGUGGCAACACGGCGACGCUGGAGAUCGUCGAGACGUACGAGGAGGACUCGGGCGUCAUCACGUGCCGCGCCUCCAACAGCGCGGGCACCAGCGAGGCCACGGCCAAGCUGACCGUGGAGAGCGUCGAGUCGGAGAGCGAGUCCGAGUAGGCCGACCUGAGCGCGCGGCGGCGGCCGGACAGUCUAGUCACGCGAGCGCGCCCCGCCGCGCCGCCGCCGCGCCGCAUGCGCCGCGGCGCCGCUCUCUGCGCCAGAUAUGAAGCAGUCGGCCGCUGGUGGCCGGCGCCGGGCGGCGUGUGCUGCUGGGCGCGGGCCGGCGCGGCCGUCCAGCAGCGCGGAGCGUCGGAAUGCGGUCAGCUGAAGGACGCUGACAGCUGGUCGGGCUGGCGGUGCAGGUGGUGUGGUCGCCGAUGCGGCGCCACCAGCCGCCUGCGGUGCCAGCGCAGCUCCAGCCGCCGUGUUCCGCGACGCCGCCGUCGUCUCCACUGGAUUGUCCACUGUGGAUUGUUCUCUCGCUGGACGGUGUCGCAAUGGCUCUGUUAACGCGUUGCCUUGACCCGGUUAGAACCAGAGGAAAUAAGUAACCCCAGUCCGUGCCUAAAACUGUUGUAAAAUUUAUGUUUUCAAUAAUAAAUAUGCAUUUUAUG
Pollicipes pollicipes is the source of this 14969-nucleotide messenger RNA. Its product is annotated as titin-like. Lineage: Eukaryota; Metazoa; Arthropoda; Thecostraca; Pollicipedomorpha; Pollicipedidae. The record is from RefSeq and is a predicted model, not a curated record.